Molecule: messenger RNA, 1332 nt
Organism: Cordyceps fumosorosea ARSEF 2679
Lineage: Eukaryota; Fungi; Ascomycota; Sordariomycetes; Hypocreales; Cordycipitaceae
Product: Nitrogen permease regulator 2
Exons: 3
Coding region: 1-1332 (443 amino acids)
Biological process (GO): negative regulation of TORC1 signaling; positive regulation of autophagy
Cellular component (GO): GATOR1 complex; vacuolar membrane
Molecular function (GO): GTPase activator activity
Source: RefSeq, a predicted model, not a curated record
AUGAUCCAGGGCAUCUUCUACGCGAGAUUCUUCCCUGAAGAGGGCCCCAAGAUCGUCGCCCAAUCGCCGCCGGGAUGCAUCACCGCCGCCGAAAACUCGACGCGCCCGCCGCUCAUCAACUUUGACGUCCUCCAGGAGUACAUCAUCCCCCGUCAGGCCUUUUGCAACCGCUACGUCACCAUCAACUCGCCCGACGGCAAGUACACCAUCCUCUGCCACCCCGUUGUCAUUGCGCACACUAAGUAUCUGCGCAAUGAGUUCAUGUUCAACUUUGGCCUCCUCGUCGAGGCCGACGUCGACCACGCCGCCUACGAGCGCGUCGUCCGCUGCCUCGCCGCCACCUUUUCCGAGAUGGAGAAGCAAAACGAGUACCUGAGCGCCAGUCAAGAUGCGCGCCCUGUCGCGUCCACUUCCUCUGCUGCUACCGCUGCGGCGGCGGCAGCGGCAGCAACAACGACCACCCACGCCGCAAGUAGCGACGAUGCGAUCACCGCCCGCCGUCCCAUUGCAAGCCUCCUCGAGAUUAUCAAGGAGGAUCUCAACAACUACGGCGAGUGCAUGAUUCCCGUCGACGAAGCCAACACCAUCAACAUGAAGCUCUUCCCCCAUCACCUCACCCCGCCCGCCGUCAAGGGCUGGCACGUCCCCGUCGCCAAGACAAAGUUCGCCGACAUUGUCGACCCGACCUGGGACCUGACCCUGCAGCGCGUCAUCGAGAAGAUUGACGGCGUCUCCGACGUCCGCCGCAUCGCCCACGAGGCCUCCGUCUCCCUCGAGCUCGCCAAGACGGCCCUCCGCCACCUCCUCUACUACGACACCGUGCUCCUCCUCGACAUCUUCUUCUUCUCCUCCUGCUACGCGCCCCGGCCCGGCAUCCACGACUUCGUCGAGAACCUCGACGGCAUCGUCGACGAGUGCGCCGGCUACGUCUCGCACGGGCCCGCGCGCGUCGGCAACUUCAUGCUCGUCAAGCUCAUGCUGUCUUUCGGCCCGGGAAAGAGCGUCAAGGAGUGGCUGAUGGCCCACCAGGACGCCGGCUUCGACGUCCUCCGCUACGUCGACGUCCGCCGCCUCGUCCAGUUCGGCGUCAUCAAGGGCUGCCUCUACCGCGUCCACAAGUACGUCGUCUCCAAGCAGUACAUCGCCGCCCUCGCCACCGGCCAGGCCCGGCCCGUCGACGGGCCCGCCGCAGAUCCCAUCCAAAAGUACACGGACGGCUGCCACCACUUUGACCAGAUCAUCACCGAGUGCAACCUGACAAACGACGAAGUCAUUGACAAGUUGAAGCAGCUACCAGUCCCCAAGGGCGACUUGGCCGUAUUCUACAGAUGA